UUGCCAUUGCAACCACAGUUCUAUUAAAGACGAUUCUCAAUAUCAGCAGUAUCUCUCCUGCGACUCGGUUGACCAAGGUCCAGCCAUCGACUCGUCAUGUCCACUGCAUUCCGGAAGAUCAACAUUGAUGCCUUUGAUGAGGAUGUCUUGCUACCUUCCGACCUAUACGACCCUGAUCCCAGGGGUGUAGACGGUGUCACAGCAGAAAGCAAGCAAAAGGCCCAAGAAGCCAGGAAUUUGGUAUCAAAAGGUGAUACCGCUGGAGCCCUCAAUGCUAUACUGAGUAACCCGCCAUACGGGGAGGGAGUCGAUGAUGCAAAGGCUACCACGACCAGUGCCCUUUUGACCAUUCUCAACUCUACUCGAUCAGCUGAUAUCGCUGGCGUAUUGAAAGGAUUAGGCGAGGAGCAGCAGGGUCAUCUCAUGGCGUACUUGUACAAGGGAAUGGAGGGCCUCGGUCAAGGCAGUGAUCAGAGCGGAUCGGUCCUCUUAACAUGGCAUGAAAAGCUCGUUGAGGUUGCAGGCAUCGGCGCUAUCGUCAGGGUCAUGACCGACAGAAGGCUGCUUUGAGGGACUAGUGUCGAGGGUGUCGAGGGUGUAAAAGAUGCAUCAAUUGUAUACCGGUU
Kockovaella imperatae is the source of this 626-nucleotide messenger RNA. Its product is annotated as actin-related protein 2/3 complex subunit 5. The transcript has 5 exons. Gene Ontology annotation, biological process: Arp2/3 complex-mediated actin nucleation; regulation of actin filament polymerization; methylation. Lineage: Eukaryota; Fungi; Basidiomycota; Tremellomycetes; Tremellales; Cuniculitremaceae. The record is from RefSeq and is a predicted model, not a curated record. Gene Ontology annotation, molecular function: methyltransferase activity; actin filament binding; nucleic acid binding. Gene Ontology annotation, cellular component: cytoplasm; Arp2/3 protein complex; actin cytoskeleton. The coding region runs from base 97 to 570 and encodes 157 amino acids.